GAAAAAAAACUCCUCGCGGGAAAAGUGAAAAAAUGGCGACGGUGUCAGUUUGAAGUUCAGCGGCAAGAAAAGACAGAGACAGAGAGAGACAGACAGAGACAGAGGACAGGGACAGAGAUAGAGGACAGAGAUAGACAGAGAACAGAGUCAGAGACAGGGGACAGAGACUGACAGAUAGCAGUGGACCGAGGCAAAUAGACAGAGAGAGACAGAGACGUACAGAGAGACAGAGACAGACUGAGGACCCGGAGGGACAGACCGCCCGUCCGUCCGCUGUGUGCCGGUGGUUCGGAGGACACAGAGAGCUGGACCCGGUCCGGACCAGAGGAGGAGGAUGUUUGAAGACCUGAUUGAAGCCCUCUGUGGUUUGGAGCCUCAGGUGUCUCAUGUGGGCGGGGCCUGUCGGGAUGGGCGUGGUUUGGAUGAGGAUGAGGGGGCAGGCUCAGGUCUGAGCGUGGGCCAGUUCGUUCUCUGUCAUUGGUCAGAUGGACUGUAUUACCUGGGGAAGAUCCAGAGGGUGAGUCCCCCCAGACAAAGCUGCUUCGUCACCUUCGAGGACAACUCCAAGUUCUGGGUCCUCUGGAAGGAUAUUCAACACGCUGGAGUUCCGGGGGAGGAGCCACGCUGCUCCGUGUGCCGAGAGGUGGAGCCAAACUCUGAGUGUCAAUCAAACCAGAUUCUGAUCUGUGGGAAGUGUGGGAUCGGUUUCCACCAGCAGUGUCAUGUUCCUCCAGUAGAAGGCAGCCUUGGUCUCAGUCCGUGGUUCUGUAGACGUUGUGUCUUCGCUCUGGCUGUUCGGAAAGGGGGCGCUCUGAGGAAAGGUCUGAUAGCCAAGGCUCUGUCGGCCAUGAAGCAGGUGUUACCGUAUCACCUGGACUCUCUGGACUGGGACUCUCAGCACAGAACCAAUCAGCAGCAGUGUUACUGCUAUUGUGGAGGCCCUGGAGAGUGGUAUUUGAAGAUGUUGCAGUGUUUCCGGUGUCAUCAGUGGUUCCAUGAAGCCUGUACUCAGUGUCUGCAGGACUCCAUGAUGUUUGGAGACAGGUUCUACCUGUUCCUGUGUGCGGUGUGUAAUAAAGGCUGUGAGUACGUCCGCCGUCUGUCUCUGAGAUGGGUCGACCUCGUCCACCUGGUUCUCUACAACCUCUCAGUGAGCAGCAAGAAGAAAUACUUUGAGCUGGACGAGAUCCUGUCCUUCGUUUCUGUCCACUGGGACCAUCUGCAGCUGGGGAAGCUGUCUAACACUCCUCCAGCAGAGAGGGGGCAGCACCUGCUGGACGCUCUCAAUAAAUACAAGAGCAAGUUUCUCUGUGGGAAGGAGAUCAAGAAGAGGAAGUGCAUCUUUCGUUUGAGGACCCGAGUCCCUCCCAACCCCCCCUCCAAGCUUUUUCCUGAGCGCGCUCAGAACGACGGAGCACGAGGCCGAAAGAAGACGGUGACCAGUGGUCCAGUCGAGAGGAAGAAGAAGAAGUCCAAGUGGCUCCUGGAGGACGCUAUUCCUAACAACGAGCUGUCCUUCAGCUGGACGUCCAACCACCACAUGGCCAACAUCUUUGACUUCACCCUGGACGAACUGCACAGCCUCAAAAGUAACUCCAGUAGAACGGUCAGUAUCGAUCAGGAUUCAACCGACGCCUCCACCUCAGGCUCUGCCACGACCAGCACCUCCUACCACCUCAGGAGAAGGGUGGGCAGCAGGAAGAGGAAGUUGCCAAGCAACAACUACAGCCAGUGGACCAAUCGCAGCGAGGCAGGGGAGGAGCUCGGUGAAGAUCCGGCUGGUAUCUCAGAGGACCAGGAAGCAUCAAGCCCCACCCACCUGACCAUAGACCCCUCCCACCUCCUCUCAGACCCCUCCCAGAUCCCCUCUGACUCCUCCCACCUCCACUCGUCCAUCUCAUCGUACUUUGGAGCAGCGGGCAGACUGACCAAUGGAGAGCGUUGCCAGGUGUUGGCUCGCCGUGUCACAGCUCAGGGGACGGUCCAGUAUCUGCUGGAGUGGGAGGGGACCACACCUUAUUAGGACGUUACCACGGCGACUCACAUGCUCUGACUCCUCCUCCCAGUCUGUCUCUAUGGCAAUAGCCCUGCCUCUGUUUAAUCUGAGGUCACGUUUAGUUUUUAAGAUGGACACCUGUAAACACCUGUCCCAGCAGGUGUGUCUGGAAGGGGGAGGAGUCAAAGUUGAUGGUCCUGUUCAAUCAGUGUUAAGAGACGUUUAAUCCAACCAAAUGUUGACUCGUUGAUGUGUUGACUCAUUGACGUGUUGACUCAUUGACGUGUUGACUCAUUGAUGUGUUGA
Molecule: messenger RNA, 2302 nt
Organism: Mugil cephalus (flathead mullet)
Lineage: Eukaryota; Metazoa; Chordata; Actinopteri; Mugiliformes; Mugilidae
Gene: phf19
Product: PHD finger protein 19
Exons: 14
Coding region: 335-2023 (562 amino acids)
Biological process (GO): chromatin organization; regulation of DNA-templated transcription
Cellular component (GO): nucleus
Molecular function (GO): chromatin binding; DNA binding
Source: RefSeq, a predicted model, not a curated record